GGCGUGCGCGUGCAGGCCCUCGUGUGGCUUUACCUGGGGCUCCGCCGGACCUCCGGUUGGACCUGCGAGGGGCCUCGAUCGUCGAUGCCCGGUCGGACCCGGGAGCUUUUGAUGCUGCGGCUCGAGAGCGUUUGAAAUGCAGGCCCGUUUUUCGAUGCAAAUGUCGGAGCGCGUGCGGCGGGGUUCGAGGGAGGGAGAAGAGGCCAUAAAAGCGCGCGUCGGGGUGGCGCCUCUUAACUGGCAGAGAGUCUGGCAAACAAGAGUCCAGGCAGGAGAUCCGGGAAGGACUGGCUCUGGUUAAAGGAAAACCCGAAGGCGAGGGAGCGCGACUCCUCUUUCGGAGGCAGCGAUUAUGCGCAGCAGAACUCGUUCGGAAAGAAGAUGUACGUGAGCUACCUUUUGGAGAAGGACUCGAGCAUGUACCCGAACUCCGUGAGACACCCGAGCCUCAACCUGAACCCCCAGAACUUCGUCCCGGCGCCUCCGCAGUACUCGGACUUCACGGGGUACCACCACGUGCCGGGCAUUAACAACGACCCGCACCACGGGCAGAGCGGAGCCUGGAACCCCACGUACGCGCCGCCGCGGGACGACUGGACCCCCUAUGGCGCGGGAACAGGACCCUCCACCUCAAACCCGGGCCAGAUCAGCUUCAGCCCCCCGGAGUUCUCACCCGUGCAGCCUAACGCGCUCCUGCCUCCGUCCAUGAACGCGCCCGUGGGACAGCUGUCCCCGAACUCCCAGCGCAGGAACCCGUACGACUGGAUUCGCCGCAGCGCCCCGCCGUCCAACUCAGCAGGUAAGACUCGCACGAAAGACAAGUACCGAGUGGUGUACACAGACCACCAGCGGCUGGAGCUGGAGAAGGAGUUCCACUACAGCCGAUACAUCACCAUCAGGAGGAAGGCGGAACUCGCCACGGCCCUAAACCUCUCCGAGCGACAGGUGAAAAUCUGGUUCCAGAACAGGCGAGCCAAGGAGAGGAAGGUGAAUAAAAAGAAGAUGCAGCAGCCACAACAGGCCUCCACAACCACUCCUACUCCACCGGGGGUUGGUGCCCCAGGGAGCGUCGCUAUGGUGACCAGCAGCAGCAGUGGUCUUGUAUCGCCAUCAAUACCAAUGACUAUUAAAGAGGAGUUCUGAUACUGGCUUGUUCCAGAAUAUUUUUGGACAGAAUUUCACAACAUGUAACAAACACUCUUACUCAAUUACCCCCCUUAAUCAGGCAGAAGAUAUCUUUACCCAAACCACAAACU
Molecule: messenger RNA, 1256 nt
Organism: Scleropages formosus (Asian bonytongue)
Lineage: Eukaryota; Metazoa; Chordata; Actinopteri; Osteoglossiformes; Osteoglossidae
Gene: cdx1b
Product: caudal type homeobox 1 b
Exons: 3
Coding region: 382-1143 (253 amino acids)
Biological process (GO): animal organ morphogenesis; embryo development; anterior/posterior axis specification
Cellular component (GO): nucleus
Molecular function (GO): RNA polymerase II transcription regulatory region sequence-specific DNA binding; DNA-binding transcription factor activity, RNA polymerase II-specific
Source: RefSeq, a predicted model, not a curated record